This is a messenger RNA of Brassica oleracea var. oleracea, 1492 nucleotides long. Its product is annotated as cyclin-T1-3. Gene Ontology annotation, molecular function: cyclin-dependent protein serine/threonine kinase activator activity. Bases 189 to 1151 code for a protein of 320 amino acids. Lineage: Eukaryota; Viridiplantae; Streptophyta; Magnoliopsida; Brassicales; Brassicaceae. Gene Ontology annotation, cellular component: nucleus; cyclin/CDK positive transcription elongation factor complex. The record is from RefSeq and is a predicted model, not a curated record. The transcript has 7 exons. Gene Ontology annotation, biological process: positive regulation of DNA-templated transcription, elongation; regulation of transcription by RNA polymerase II.
AAUCGCUUCCCCGCAUCAUUAAGAUAUUUUUCUGGAAUUAAGGUGAACAGCAAAAAAGCAACAGGAGAAAAAUUCAAGUUUCGAAAAAAAAAGUUGUUUCCUCACCAAACAAACACACAAACGUUGAUAUUCCUUAAAAGAUCGUUAAGAGCUUUGUCAAUUAAAAGAUUGAAGCUUUUUUGGUUAUAAUGGGAGAGGAGCAGCAUUCGAGAAAGCGAUCUCGACAGCAUUUUGAAGCAGAGGAGACCAGACACAUAUCUUUGCUAAAGUCUCCUCGAUGCGAAACGGCAAAGUGGUAUUUCAGCAAGGAAGAGAUUGAGCGCUUCUCUCCAUCUAGGAAAGACGGGAUUGAUCUGGCCAAGGAGUCGUUUUUGCGCUCUUCCUAUUGCACCUUCCUUCAAAGACUCGGCAUGAAGCUUCAUGUGUCCCAAGUUAUAAUAGGGUGUGCUAUGGUGAUGUGUCACCGGUUUUACAUGCGCCAAUCUCAUGCAAAAAAUAACUGGCAGACGAUAGCAACUUCUAGUCUCUUCCUCGCUUGCAAAGCUGAGGAUGAGCCGUGUCAACUCUCCAGCGUUGUUGUUGCGUCUUAUGAAAUCAUUUAUGAGUGGGAUCCUUCUGCCUCAAUUAGAAUCCAUCAAACUGAAUAUUACCAUGAAUUUAAAGAAUUUAUUUUGGCCGGGGAGAGGCUUCUGCUGGACACAAGUGCUUUCCAGCUUCUAGACGUCGAGCUUCCGUACAAACCUCUGGCUGCAGCUUUGAAUAGGGUGAACGCUUGGCCUGACCUUGCAACAGCUUCAUGGAAUUUUGUGCACGAUUGGCUUCGAACGACACUGUGCGUGCAAUACAAACCUCAUGUUAUUGCAACUGCCACUGUGCACCUAGCUUCCACGUUUCAGAAUGGUAAAGUAGGCAGCAGGAGAGAUUGGUGGUUAGAUUUUGGAGUGACAACCAAGCUGUUAAAAGAGGUGAUCCAGGAGAUGUGCAUGCUGAUAGAAGCGGACAGAAGGAGGACUAUGCCUCCGCCUCCGCCUCCAAGAAGAGAGGUAGCUUGGGCAAUACCUGCACCCUUAAAUCCUCCGGUCCAUAUGUCUAGAGGCUAUCCGUUUCACAGCUACCCUUUGCAGUCCUAUAGACAGCCUGGAAUUUGGUGAGAGCCAAUUGUUCAGCAGCUUGAAGAUGUAAUCUCUCUCUCUUGUAGUCUUGAGUUUGGUCGAUAGACAAAGGAAGAUUCUGUGGAGAGAGGCAGUGUAAGGUUACAUAGCAGUCGGAGUGAGGUUUUUAUGUGGCUAAGUUAAGCCUUCUCAGGUGUGACUAUCUUUCACCAGAGUGAAUCUCUCUCAAGAUUCUUCUUGUUUGUUCUGUUACAUAGAGAUUAUGUAGAGUUGUUGGUUAUUACAAGUGUCCACACGCUUGUUACAACACUAGCAAAACCUUUAUGUUAUUGUACAUCUGGAAUCUAUAUUUUGGGUUAAUUCAAAUUGUUUUCGACUUA